AGCCUAUUUCAUACAGUCAUCGAGCAGCGUCACACGUGCCAUGGGGAUCUCGUCCGAGACCUUGGCCUUGCAAAAUAGCGUCACUUCCGCAGCCAUCAUCGAAGAGUUUAAAGAGGAUGCAGCCUUUAAGAAGUUGGCCGAGCGAUUGAUGGCAGAGAUCAUGCGCCGGGACCAAGAGGAUGGCGACAAGCUGGCCAAGGGGAUCCAGCUGGCGGUCGACAAGAAGGUCUUGCCUGCAGAUGUAAAGGUUGAACCAACCACCAAAAUCAGCGUCUCCGGAAAGAGUGCGGACAAAGUCGCAGAUGAAAUUGUUGCGUCCCUGGGUGAUGCUCCCUCAAAGGGAUGUGUCAUGACGCUGCAAGGGCUGUCGGGCACUGGCAAAGGUACCACCGUAGAGAAGCUCAAGGAGAAGCUCCCCAAUGCGCAGACCUGGAGUAAUGGCAAUCUCUUCCGUUCUCUGACCUUGUUGGCCGUCACCUCUGCGGAGCAAAAGGGCUGCGAGCUCAAAGACGUUCUCACAGCUGAGGAGCUGGAUUCGUUUUGCAAAAUGCUGGAGUUCGGCAAGUUCAAUGGCAAGUGGGACGUAAAGAUUGAUGGCUUGGGCCAAAAACAUUUUGUCUCGGAAGUCGAGAAAACAGUUCUGAAGGAGUCCAAGGUUGCCAAAAAUAUCCCCACUGUCGCAGAAGUGACACAGGGAGAGGUCGUGAAUUUUGUGCAAAAGGCGCUGGCGGAAAUGGCUGCCGGUGGAACCAACGUGCAGCUCGACGCCCAUAUUCUUAGUGCCAUGGUUCUUGUCUUGUUCUGUAUAUUGAAGCUACUCUCAAUGGCCUCCAACCUACUAGCGAUGGCCUCCAACCUAAGGCACUUGUUUCUAAUAGCUUCUUGUUACUACUAG
Messenger RNA from Durusdinium trenchii, 895 nucleotides. The record is from the annotation of a GenBank genome assembly. Lineage: Eukaryota; Dinophyceae; Suessiales; Symbiodiniaceae.